Messenger RNA from Periophthalmus magnuspinnatus, 425 nucleotides. It is a transcript of the gene phf5a, whose product is annotated as PHD finger protein 5A. Gene Ontology annotation, cellular component: precatalytic spliceosome; catalytic step 2 spliceosome; U2 snRNP. The transcript has 4 exons. Gene Ontology annotation, biological process: mRNA splicing, via spliceosome. NCBI's taxonomy places the organism in Eukaryota, Metazoa, Chordata, Actinopteri, Gobiiformes, Gobiidae. Bases 52 to 384 code for a protein of 110 amino acids. The record is from RefSeq and is a predicted model, not a curated record.
UGGAGGUUAAAGGGUAAAGUGGAGCUACUGAAGAGCGCCUUUUAGCUCAUUAUGGCUAAACAUCAUCCAGAUUUAAUUUUCUGCAGGAAACAAGCCGGUGUCGCUAUUGGCCGACUGUGUGAGAAAUGUGAUGGAAAGUGUGUCAUCUGUGAUUCUUAUGUGAGGCCAUGCACACUGGUCCGCAUCUGUGAUGAAUGCAACUACGGCUCUUACCAGGGUCGCUGUGUCAUCUGUGGAGGGCCUGGAGUCUCAGAUGCCUACUACUGCAAAGAGUGCACCAUCCAGGAGAAAGAUAGAGAUGGCUGUCCAAAGAUUGUGAAUUUGGGUAGCUCCAAAACAGAUCUGUUUUAUGAAAGAAAGAAGUAUGGCUUCAAGAAGAGGUGAAGACUCCUGGAAUGAAGCCUUGUUUUAGUUUUUCCGACCCC